Messenger RNA from Coregonus clupeaformis (lake whitefish), 7148 nucleotides. Its product is annotated as zinc finger MYM-type protein 4-like. Gene Ontology annotation, molecular function: zinc ion binding. NCBI's taxonomy places the organism in Eukaryota, Metazoa, Chordata, Actinopteri, Salmoniformes, Salmonidae. Bases 559 to 6141 code for a protein of 1860 amino acids. The record is from RefSeq and is a predicted model, not a curated record. The transcript is spliced from 29 exons.
GCGAUGUGAUGUGGAGCUUGAUUUGGCCUGUGCAAGCCUCCGAGGCUUCGCAAAUUGUGUCACACCCUCUAUUCAGAGCCUCUGGAAUCGCAUUAACAGAUCAAGCAUACAUUGGCUUUUAUUAUUCUUGCUGGCGGAACUGAGGUGUAGCAGAUGUAGACGUGAAUCAGGAAAUGACAUAGCCAGGUCUUCCAUGUUUACGCAGACGUGUGUUUCGCUAGUUUCUUCGAGGAGCUGUGCAGAGUGAAAAUACAAAGAACUUGACUUCUGUAAAGUUAUAACUCACCGGCAUUGAUAUAAUCAAAGUUAACAUCGUAUGCAUGGCAAAGCUUAAUAACCUUAUUUGGUAAUUCAAAUUAAGACUCGUUUUAGCUGACUACAUAGCGUUGCUAGCUGGCUAACGAUACCUAGCUGGCAUUCUCCACAAGGAGGCGGGCGGAAGUAGCUAAUGCAUGUUGGCUAGCAAACCUCUGUUCCGUUUGUAGUAUAUUUUGGUGGACCUAUGUUGUGAGUGAGUGACAAUAAGAUCUAGCCGUCUUUCGCCUUUGGAAGCAAGCCAUGGCUGAAUCCCAGAAAGCAGACCAUUCAGAGCAUACAGGAGAGCCAAACCAGGAGAUUGAGAAGCCAUCUCAGGCUGGAGCAGCAAUGGAUUCCGUGCACCCUGGAGCAUCACACAGCAAUGCACCCACAGCCUCGGCAGAUGGAAACAGUGGGGAUGAUGCUACCAAUGCAGUCAGUGCAAGUACCUCCUCAACUAUAGACGGGGCAGGGGAUGCUGGUAAUUCAGAAACUGUGAAGGAAACCUAUGCAGAGGAUUCAAAGACAGUGGAAGAAACGGUAAAAACAGAUGCCUCGCUGACUGUGGGAGAAACGUCCAGUAAAGAGGAUUCACAGACAGAAAGAGAAACAGUCAGUGUAGAUGCUUCACAGAAGGAAAGAGAAACAGCCAGUGUAGAUGCUUCACAGACAGAAAGAGAAACAGCCAGUGUAGAUGCUUCACAGACGGAAAGAGAAACAGCUAGUGUAGAUGCUUCACAGACGGAAAGAGAAACAGCCAGUGUAGAUGCUUCACAGACGGAAAGAGAAACAGCCAGUGUAGAUGCUUCACAGACGGAAAGAGAAACAGCCAGUGUAGAUGCUUCACAGACGGAAAGAGAAACAGCCAGUGUAGAUGCUUCACAGACGGAAAGAGAAACAGUCAGUGUAGAUGCUUCACAGACAGAAAGAGAAACAGCCAGUGUAGAUGCUUCCCAGACGGAAAGAGAAACAGCCAGUGUAGAUGCUUCACAGACGGAAAGAGAAACAGCCAGUGUAGAUGCUUCCCAGACGGAAAGAGAAACAGCCAGUGUAGAUGCUUCACAGACGGAAAGAGAAACAGCCAGUGUAGAUGCUUCACAGACGGAAAGAGAAACAGCCAGUGUAGAUGCUUCACAGACGGAAAGAGAAACAGCCAGUGUAGAUGCUUCACAGACGGAAAGAGAAACAGCCAGUGUAGAUGCUUCACAGACGGAAAGAGAAACAGCCAGUGUAGAUGCUUCACAGACGGAAAGAGAAACAGCCAGUGUAGAUGCUUCACAGACGGAAAGAGAAACAGCCAGUGUAGAUGCUUCACAGACGGAAAGAGAAACAGCCAGUGUAGAUGCUUCACAGACGGAAAGAGAAACAGCCAGUGUAGAUGCUUCACAGACAGUCGGAGAAACAGUUGGUACAGAUGCACCCCAGACUGUGGAAGAAACAGGCAAUACAAAUGCUUCACAGACUAACGGAGAAACAGACAGCACAGACAUACCCCUGGACAUGGGAGUAGUGGAUGCUGAUGAUGAGAUGGAGGUCAAUGCUAUCAAAGUGGAGGAUGACCAGAAACAGGAGGAAGACAACUUGGAGGGGAUGCCUGUAACAACUGCUGUGGAAGAGGGAAGUGACAUGGACUCUUUUAGCAGCAACUCCCUGGAUCAUGGGGAUGAGGUGGAGAAGAUGGACACCGGGACCGAUGCACUGACAGAGAAGCAGAUUGAGGAGCCCAGCAAGACCGGACAAGUGGACAACACUGAUUCCAUGCCUUCUAUUGUGGAUACAGAGGACACAGAGCAACCUGCUGAGCAGACCAGCUUUGAGGAGGCUCCACUAAUGGAGCAGGACCAUUCUGAAGAUGUCAAACCGUUUCACCCCAGUCCCACCUCUAGCGAAGCUAUUCUCCCUCAGAACAGAAAAGGCACUGGCAGUCCUGCAGGGCUGGAGAAUGGAGUGGCAGGACAGCCAGUCAAAGUUUCAGCCCAGUCUGCCCAGCCGACAGCAGAGCCUGUGUCCACCAGCGCUGACACCAUCUCCAUGGUGAAGGUGAAAGAUGAGCCAGUAGAUGAGGAGUAUGAUCAGGCCCUGGCUCCAGCAGUCCUCACAGAGGGCGUCAAGGAUGAACCAGACGCAGCAGAGGAGUUGAAAAUCAGUAACGUCUUCUCUGUGGGCGGCGCCCCUACCCCAAUCGCCACAUCCACGCCAGUAGCCGCCCUCUCCAAGACUGCAAUGCCUGCCUUGGCCCCGGCCUCCUCCUCCAUCCCUCCGCUGAUCCCCAUGGCUAUGCGGGUGGCCUGCUCGGCCUGUAACAAGGUGUUGCUGAAGGGCCAAACAGCCUACCAGAGGAAGGGCUCCUCGGACCUCUUCUGCUCCACGUCCUGCCUCACCUCCUACAGCCCCCCGCCCGUCGUCAAGAUGACUGCCCCCGGCCCGGCCAAGAAACCCUGCCACUACUGCCUCAAGGAGAUUGCUAACCCCAAGGACGUGAUCACAGCUCCUGUGGACACCAUGGGCACGGUGAAGGACUUCUGUAGCCAGACCUGCCUCUCCUCAUUCAACUUCAAGAGGAACACUGCAGUCUCCACCCUCACCACCAUGACUGGGGCCAUCAAGUGCAGCAUGUGCAAGAAGGCCUGCAUUAGUAAACACGAGGUGAUCUUCCAGGGCAGCAUGCACAGGCUGUGCAGUGAGGUGUGCUUCACGCGCUUCCGCUCCACCAACAAGCUGUCCAUGAACAGCUGUCAGAGCUGCAACAACUACUGCUACGGCAAGGUCACCGUGCUGGUCGUGCAGGGGGUCAAUAAGACCUUCUGCAGCGCCGGCUGUGUCACCACCUUCAAACAGAAAGCUAAGAAGCAUGUGGCAUGUACUAUGUGCCGCAACUUCCGCGCACCGGUGGAGAUGGUUGAGAGCGCCGACUCUGACGGCAAGCUGGAGAUGUUCUGCUCUACUGGCUGUGUUACAGCCCACAAAGUACAGACCGUCAGCUCCUCAGGUGCUCAGGUAGAGUGCAACGCUUGUGGUCAGAAGACGGUGCCCUCCUUCCACCUGGCCAUGUCGGACGGCUCCAUCCGGAACUUCUGCACCAUGAACUGUGUCGUCACCUUUCAGGAUCAGUUCAAUAAGAGCAACACCCAGAGUCAGAUGAACGUGGCCCCGAGCACAGGGACCACAGCUCCCACCGCGGCCCCGGCCCAGACCAGGGACAGGGGAUCCCAAGGGACCAGACUGCCCUGCUUCCAGUGCCACCGCCUCUUCUCCUCCAAGCCCGAGCUCAUUCAGUUCAAGGAUAAGAUGGUAUUCCUCUGUUCAGUAAAUUGCUCUGAGGAGUACAGAAAGAUCAACUACGAGAUGGCGCGCUGCGAGUACUGCAAGAUUGAGAAGCCAGCCAAGGAGGUCAAGAGAAUCAACAAGAGGGACUACAGCUUCUGCAGCGAAGGCUGUAAGCUGCUCUACAAGCACGACCUGACCAAGCGCUGGGGGAAACACUGCAGAAACUGUGCCUACUGCGCCGCCACCGCGCAGAAGGCCAUCACAGGCCAGUACGGAGGCAAGAUGGAGGAGUUCUGCUCGGACGAGUGCAAGUCCCACUACACCCUGCUCUUCUGCCAGGUGGCCAAGUGUGACGCGUGUGAGCGCCAGGGGAAGCUGAUUGAGACCCUGCCGAUGCUGGGCGAGGUGAAGCACUUUUGCAACCUCCAGUGUCUGCUCGACUUCUGCAGCCUGCAGACCCAGAACCAGGGCAAGCCCCAGGGCCAAAAGGUGGCCAUCUCAAUCGCUCCAUCCCCCUCCAAUACUACCACUGCUACGAGCAUGUCUGAUCCAGUCAUCGCCAAUGUAGUCUCACUAGCCAGCUCCCCCAUUGGCCAGCCCAACUACACCACUACUGCACUGCAAGGGACUGUUCAAAGCAGACAUGUGAAGUAUGUUGGAAAUGCCAGCACACAGACACAGGCUCCUCGGGCCCCUCCACCCAAGGCUCAGAAGAACAAGGCCCUGCUCUGUAAACCCAUGGUCCAGAACAAGGGCAUCAUGUGUAAACCCAACUUCACCACCACAGGGUGCCAGACAGAUGAUAAUUUCCCCAAGGUGAUCAUAGUGCCUGUCCCAGUACCAGUGUAUGUCCCAGUCCCCAUGAACCUGUACACCCAGUACACCCCCCAGCCUGUUGGACUCCCCAUACCGCUGCCCGUGCCCAUGUUCCUGCCGGUGACCCUGGACAACGCUGAGCGCAUCAUGGAGACCAUCCAGGACAUCAAGGAGAAGAUCCCCUCUGACCCGUUCGAGGCAGACCUCAUCCUCAUGGCCGAGAUGGUAGCUGAGGAGGGGAGGGAGAAGUCCCCACAGCGACCCCCUGAAAGGCCAGCCCCAGCAGUACAAGACGAUAUGAGAAGUUUGCCUCGCCUCACUACUAUAGAUUCCUCUUUUUUAACCCUUAUUGUAGACCAGGGCAGCACCUACAGUGGAGACCUGGACACAGAAGAACUGAGCAACUUCCUCACCACUUGGGAUGACGUGCCACCCCCCACCCCUGGCGUCUCCUCGCGCCAAAGUCGACCCUACGCCCACGAGACACUCCGACCCAUCAUGGACAUCCAGUCUCCCACCACCCCCCCACCCCCCAUCAUGGACAUAGAGGCUGACUUCCCUGUCCAAACCCUGGAGCUGAUGGCCCAUUGGAGGGAUCAGGAGAGGGAUAGAAGUCCCAGUCCUCCACCUUCUCCUCCACGACGAAGAGCCAGAAGGAAAGCUCGGGAUGGCUUGCCACAGAAGAAAAAGAGGCGUAAGUCGAGAGCAGCAGAGACUGGAUCAGUGGUGGCGUCACUGGGUGAGGCACAGAGUGACGUGGUGCCCGGCGAGCCCCCUAAACUGCAGCACGUGUACGGGGUGGACGCCUGGAAGAGAUGGGUCCAGUGGAGCAAGACCCAGCCUGACCUGGAGAAGCCUCGAUUUGGCUCGCGGCCAAUGGAGAUAAAGGAGGAUGUUUUAAAGUGCACUACAGCGGAGCUGGGCUACGGUCUCUGUCGGUUUAUCUGUGAAGUUAAACGACCCAACGGAGAGUCCUACAGCCAGGACAGUCUGUUCUAUCUCUGCCUCGGCAUCCAGCAGUACUUAUUUCAGAAUGGGCGCAUGGAGAACAUAUUCACUGAUCUCUUCUAUGGCAAGUUCACGCUGGAGAUCACCAAGCUGCUGAAAGGCUUCAAACCUACCAUAACGGCCAGUGGCUACCUGCACUCGCGGGUGGAGGAGGAGUACCUGUGGGACUGUAAACAGCUGGGGGCCUACUCUCCCAUUGUACUGCUCAACACGCUGCUCUUCUUCUGCACCAAGUUCUUCCAGUUCAAAACAGUGGCCCAGCACCGCCAGCUCUCCUUCGCCCACGUCAUGCGCUGCACCAAGUCCAUCCACGACAACACCAAGUCCAACUUCCUGCGCUUCUACCCGCCCAUCCCCAAGAAGGACCUGGCUACCGAAACAGCAGCAGAUGCAGACGGUGUGGCAGCGAAGAGGAAGCGGGAUGACGAGGAGAAAGAGGAGGUGCUGGAGAUGAUGGAGAACAGUGAGAAUCCCCUCCGCUGUCCUGUCCGAUUGUAUGAGUUCUACCUCUCCAAGUGCUCGGACUCUGUGAAGCAGCGCACCAACGUGUUCUUCCUGCUACCGGAGCGCUCAUGCGUCCCCAACAGCCCCAUGUGGUUCUCCUCCCAGGGCCUGGACGACCACACUCUGGACACCAUGCUGACACGCAUCCUCACCGUCAGGGAGAUCCAUCUGGGAGACCCCCAGAGGAACAAGCCCCAGUCCAAGGACCCUGAGUGGACCCCCGACCAACACAGCGACAACUCGGAUUGACCAUGAUGAGUGGUACACACAGUUAAGCUUUUGUUUACACACUCACACUACGUGUUGAUCCGUAAGGACUCCUGGGAUCCACCUCCAGCCGUGUGUGAAGAGGAGUGUGUUCACACAGUUAUAAACUGAGAAUGUGUCAUGUACACACAUUGUGUAGGAGAUGUGUGUACACGCAAUUAUAAACUGAUGCUCAACUGCUCAAUGGAGACACUGUUCAUGCUGUCUGGUCACUACAAGGCAAAUGGAGGAAAAAGUAGGAGAAAUCACUUUAAGAACCUCCAUACUGCCUUUGUCAGCAUUAUUGCGGUCAUAGAGAAAAACAAGUCUGGUUAACAAGCUCUUUAACUUCACCAUAGGAGAGAGACGAUGCUCUCCAGCACUAUUAACAUGGACUCAGAUUGGGAAAAUGGUAAAAAGAUUUGAAGAAGUUGGCAAUCCCAUAUCUGACCAGGCCCUUUCUACUGCUUAUAUUCCCUGUCUUCUCUUUCUGUAUUGGAUCACUACAGAAAUUACGAUGUAUUGAAAAGAAUGCCAGUGAUUACAGUCAGUAAAGUUGUUUUAUGUGAUUUUGUAUGUUAAAGAAAAUAUGAAGACUAUUUCUGGGAUUAGCCUUGUUGUUUUGGGAAUUAGAUAAUAUUGUACUAACACCGAAUUAUAUAAUUUGCUGUCAGUGGUGUUGUCCAUUGCCUACUAAAAUGGAUGGCUGGCAGACAUUCCUUGAAUUGACUGUGAGUUAUAUUUGGAGUCAUAUCAACUUGUCAAAAUGCUUGAUGUCACAUCAGUGCUCCCACAUGCAUACACAAGCAAGCAUGUAUAAUGUUGGAGGAAAGAAUGUGUCAUUCUGUGUUUCCUUAUUUAGAACACUUGUGAUGUCAGGAAAGAGGACCUAGAAUUGUUUGUUCAUUUGGAAAGACAAGCAUUUACCUUGCAAGUGCUCCCCAUACUAGUUCAAAAUUGCUUUUUUUAAUAAAAUAUUAUUUUUAAAUAAAUGCUGAAAAACAAAUGUU